Molecule: messenger RNA, 379 nt
Organism: Rotaria sp. Silwood2
Lineage: Eukaryota; Metazoa; Rotifera; Eurotatoria; Philodinida; Philodinidae
Source: the annotation of a GenBank genome assembly
AUGGGUGCUGGAGAUAGUGUAAUUAAUAGUGGUCUUACUAUUACAUUAGCAGAUCGACCGACGGAUAAUGCUUUCUAUUGGACGGGCGAACGCGUUGAAGGCAUACUUGAGUUUGCGAAUAAUCAUCAUCAUUCGAAUUUAAAACUAAAAGGAGCUUACAUCGAGUUGAUCGGUGAAAUUGCUUAUACAACAGAGCAAACAACAACAUGCAUUAAUGGCAUUCAGACGACAACAACUAUGAAUAGCAACAUUUUUCAGUCAAUACAUACUACCAGUUGCUUGGAACCACUCGCUAUUCCAAAUCAUACCGAUUUCCCAGUCACGACUACUACUGUUCAAACGCAUGAAUUGCCGUUUUUUAAUCAACGACAAAAUUUCU